AGGCUGUCGGGGUGAACUGGAAGCGAGUUGAAAAGGGGCUUAUCUGCAGUUUGAUUUGAACUGUUGUCAUCCCAGCUCUCCACAUCUCCUCUGCAGCUGAUCUUUCUUCUUCCCUCAGACAAUGAGCUCUCCGAAGGUGCCCCAGCCCUCUUUGCUCUGGAUCAGCUGGGCUCCACAUCUGUUUGUUACAAGCCUACCAGCCCAGUCCAGGUACUGGAAGACACUGGCUUUCUUUACCAGGAUCACCAGUUGUUUGCUGGCAGGCAUGAAGUUUCUCCGCUAACAGCUGAAGGGAUCAGUGCCAAAGAAAAAGCUGCCGAGGAGGCCCUCUGCACCCUGCGCCCACCCAGCUUCCGCCGGGUCCCAGAGGCGGAGAUGCGAGGGGCGGACGAGGUGGCAGCCGGCACCGUCCUGCAGCGCCUGAUCCAGGAGCGGCUGAGGUAUGGCAACCCCAGCGAGAACAUGAACCUGCUGGCCAUACAGCACCAGGCGACGGGCAGCGCCGGCCCCUCCAACAGCACUGCCAGCACUCUCUCUUCCGCAGAGAACCUCGCUCCCGAAGAGCCGCCAAUGGUCCAGCCGUCAGGGCGGCAGGAACCGCAGGGGCAGGAGCACCAGGGGGACGGUGCUGUGAUGGAGAAGCAGCCCCGAGCCCCGCAGCCCCCGCAUGGCACCGAGGAGCUGCCCACCUACGAGGAAGCCAAGGCUCAGUCUCAGUUCUUCCGAGGACAGGCACCCACGGCCACUGCGGCCGCUCCGGGGUUUUAUGGCACAUCCAGCCAGAAGUCCAGGACGGAGGGGAGGCCGACGGUGAACCGGGCCAACAGCGGGCAGGCGCAUAAGGAUGAGGCGCUGAAGGAGCUGAAGCAGGGCCACGUCCGCUCACUGAGCGAGAGGAUCAUGCAGCUCUCACUGGAGAGGAAUGGUGCCAAGCAGCAUCCCCCGGCACCGGGUGGCACGAAAGGCUUCAAGGCGGCCCCACAGCCCAGCAAGGCUACGGACCCACGGGGCCCGCCGCCCGAGUACCCCUACAAAGGCAAGGCACCCACUCCAGGCAGCAAGGGACAGGAGCAUGGGAUGUUCUAUGGCGAGCAGCCGGCGCAGGAUGUCCUCAAGGCUUCCUUUGCUGCCCCGCAGCCCUCUGCCCGCACAGAGGUGGCCCUGGUCCGGUACCAGCCACCGCCGGAGUAUGGAAUCAGCAGCCGACAAUGCCAGCCGCCCUUCCCGCCGCCGCCGGCCCAGCAGCACAGCCCCAUGUCCUCACAAGCCACCGCUGCCACCGGCCCCCUGCUCCCGGGUACCUUGCCCCCAUUGCAGGCUCCUGCCCAGCCACCGACGCCACCGGGCCAGCAGCUAACACCCGAUGCCUUCGCCAUCGUGGAGCGGGCGCAGCAGAUGGUAGAAAUGCUGUCCGAGGAGAACCACGUGCUGCGGCAGGAGCUGGAGGGGUACUAUGAGAAGGCAGACAAGCUGCAGAAGUUUGAAAUAGAGAUUCAGAGGAUUUCAGAAGCUUAUGAGGGCUUGGUCAAGACCACCACUAAGAGAGAGUCUUUGGACAAAGCGAUGAGGAACAAGCUCGAAGGAGAAAUUAGGAGACUUCAUGACUUCAACAGGGAUCUCCGUGAACGACUGGAGACAGCCAAUAGGCAGCUGGCCAGCAGAGACUUCGAUGGGCAUGAGGAUAAAUCAACAGAGGGCCUUUAUGUCACUCAGAACAAAGAGCACUUGAAGGAGAAGGAGAAGCUGGAGAUGGAGCUGGCAGCUGUGCGCUCUGCCAAUGAGGACCAGCGGAGGCACAUCGAGAUCCUCGACCAGGCCCUCAACAACGCGCAAGCCAAGGUCAUCAAACUGGAAGAGGAGCUGCGCAGGAAGCAGGCCUAUGUGGAGAAGGUGGAGAAGCUGCAGCAGGCGCUGACGCAGCUGCAGGCAGCCUGCGAGAAGAGGGAGCAGAUGGAGCGGCGGCUGCGCACGCGCCUGGAGCGGGAGCUGGACUCACUGCGGAUGCAGCAGAGGCAGGGCAGCUACCAGGCGAGCAGCCUCCCGGAGCACAAUGCCCCAGCCCUGAUGGAGCUGGUGCGGGAGAAGGAGGAGAGGAUCCUGGCCCUGGAAGCGGACAUGACCAAGUGGGAGCAGAAGUACCUGGAGGAGAGUACGAUCAGGCACUUCGCCAUGAAUGCCGCGGCCAGUGCUGCAACGGAGAGGGACACCUCAGCCCCAAGCCACUCACGCAGUGGCAGCUAUGGUGAGAGCGCACUGGAGGUGCGGGGCUGGCAGGAGGAGGAGGAGAUCGUGCAAGCCAACCGGCGCUGCCAGGACAUGGAGUACACAAUAAAGAAUCUCCAUGCCAAAAUAAUUGAGAAGGAUGCCAUGAUCAAAGUCCUUCAGCAACGGUCACGGAAGGACCUUGGGAAAGCUGACAGUGCCAGCCUACGACCGGCUCGGUCCGUCCCCUCCAUUGCUGCUGCUACGGGUGUGCAUUCACGCCAGACCUCUCUUACCAGCAACCAGAUAGCUGAGGAGAAGAAGGAAGAGAAGAUCUGGAAGGGAAGCAUAGGGCUACUCUUGGGGAAGGAGCACCAUGACCAUCCAUCAGGCCCCUCACUGCCUCCACCCCUGCCCUCCUUGUCCUGCAUGCCCAUCCCAGCACCGGUGGCCUCCCAUGCGAAGACAGGCAGCAAAGACAGCAGCACCCAGACGGACAAAAGCGCCGAGCUCUUCUGGCCUGCCACUGCCUCCUUCCCUGGCCGUGGACGGCUGGGUACCACCCCAUCGCACAGCCCAGCUCCACGGCCCCCGGGGACACGAGGGACCAGCGAGAAACUGGAGAACUCCAGCCACGGGAAGCUGCUCGACAGCAAAGGCAGAGUGAGCAGCUUGCUCCACAAGCCCGAAUUUCCAGAUACAGACAUGAUGGAAGUCCUCAUCUGAGCAGAGGACAGCGUCUCUGGGGAUUUUUGUGCAUACAGCCAGGUCCGAGAUGGUCCUUGGUGUGCAACGCUUAAGAACUAACCCUGAGAGCAUGAAGAAAGAAACAGAAAGUUUGUGCCCAAAUCAAAGCUUGAGUCUGGUAUGUUGAGACUUUGGACCAGGCGAGGAGUCAAGAACGCUGAAGAGGAGCGAUGAAACAAACAUGUGGGGUUUUCUGAGCAGAAAGGGGCAUUGAAGAUGGAAAAUGGCACGAGAAGGGGAUCAUUGAGGGAAAAGGAAACUGCAUUUUCUGGUGUAAAGAGAAGGUAUCGAAGUUACAGACUGGGUGCACACCGCUGCUCUGUUUGCCUGCCUCUCUGCAGCUGGGACAGGGAGUGAAAUCCAGGCUCUUUAGAGGCCAGAGGGAGUUUGUGAAUAACCCAGGAGAAACUUGCAUCUUCCUCAGUAUCAGUUAACUUCUCUAAAGUAUUUGCUGCUUAAUCUCUGUGAAUAAUUGGUCCUUAGGUGUACACGGGAGGCUCUUGUGGGUAUUUGUUUGAAGUGGUGUGGUUUUCCUGGGCAGGCAGGUCAGGUGCCUCUUUCCUGGCUGGACAAGUGUUGCUCUUGGAGCUGGAUUUACAGUGCAAAUAUUCAUGUCUUGCAAUCCUGGAGCUUGCUGCGAAUUCUGGUUUUGGUAGGAGCAGUUGUUGGAUGGAAUUCCCAUAGAGGAUGAAUGUAGAGGGGGGAGGAAGGCCCCACUGAAGCAAUGGGAAGGCUCCAGGAGGGAAGGUCGAGGUAGGAUCCUAGCAGCUCCCUGAAGGGCUGUGUGUUGCAUUCAGAGGGGUGUGUGUUUUCGGUUGAGUUAAGAUGGGUUUGCUUGUGAAGAUGCCUCUUACUGUGCACUGGUUCGCAGUAGUGGAAGAAUCAGUGUGUUCAUGGUAAGAAUGGGCUUUUACCUUAUUCUCAAUGCCUACAGCCAAAUCCUACCUUCCUUGAGAAUACAAACCUGCCGUUCAAGCUGACAUGGGGCUGGGCACUAAGGGGUGUAGGAUCAGGCCAGGAAGGGUUUAACUGCAAAGUAGUACAUGAGCAUCCUCUUGUUUGCUGUGCUGAACUGCAGUUUCUUUCCACCUUGUUUUACCCAGAGUGGAAAUGGGUCAUUUUCAGCUCAGUCCCUGAUUCCCGUAAGAGGUAGUGACUGUGAGGCAGCCAACUCCCCAGCUGUGUUAUUCAUGACAUGCCAUUUGCUUCGUACAUUGCACAUGCCAAUAGGGAGGUUUUCCUCUGUAAGAUGUUUUUGUGUUGGCUUUGCUGUUCCUGAACCUCGUAGUGCACUGUAGUGACACUGCGAAGACCUUGUCUUUGGGAAAAAGGGUGAUGGGAUUUUGUGUGAAGCUGCCAAGAGUGGAAGAGUGAUGGGUGCUGGAAGUAACUGUGUGCUCAGGGCUAACUCAAGGCCACCCCUUCUUGUAGGUAUUAAAUCAGAGCCCUCGACUGUGAAAACACCAGGCACUUUAAACUCUGCUUUCACUGAAAACUGAAGUCCUCAAAGCCUUCAGGGGCCAGAGCCAUGCACUCAACACUGCCUGGCUGAUGCCUUUGGUAUUUCAAAACCAAUUGCUAUGGUAAAUCUAUGCACUUACUUUUGCGUGUACAUAGAAUUAGAUGUGUCAGUGUCUCCCUCUUCCUGAUUUUUGCACUUGUUAAAGUAGUGGUAGGCAGGUUGUGCAGGCAAGUGAGCUGUGCGUUUCAAGUAUUAGCAGCUUUGCAUUGUGAAACCAAAUGUGUAAAACCCUUGGAAGAUGUUAUGCAGCUUAAUAUAUGCCGUGUAAAAUGGGUAUAUUGGGUUUGUGUUUUUCUCUAAACUUAAACGUUGUGUUUGCAUAAAAGCUAGGCCCAUGAGUGGCAUCAGUGCUUACCCACCUCUGUGGCCCUUUCUCAAAUGUCUGUGGUAGGAGGAGAAGAGGAAGCAAAAGCAAGGGAGUACAGUGAUGAAUAUUUCAUUUCAUUUCAUCAUGUUUCUCCAGGAAAUAAGGAUACCGAGGUGCUUGGAAGCCCUUAAGCAUUCUAUUACCAGCUGAAUUAUUUCUUUUGAUGAAACUGUUUAACAGGGUGUGUGCAGGCAGACAGCUUGGCAUCCAGCAGAAACAGUGUGGGAUCAGCGUGCAUGAUGUGGCUUUCAAUUAUGUUUGGUAGUGAUUCAGCUCAGCUUUUCCAAGUCAGCUAGAGUACAGCACUCCUCCUCCUCAUAGAGACAACGGUCCCUCCAGUUCCUGCUAUCCAAAGGUGUGUUACAAUUAAUGCUGCUCCCAGAUUCAUGGUCACCUGCAGGCAACUGGUCAUUGGAGACGAUGGUGUAGUCAACUCCUCUUGUAGGCAACAGCUCAAAUAAACCCAAAGGUUCAUUCUCCUUUAUCAUGUUGAACUCAAGAGAUGUUAGUUUUCCUGGAGGGAACGUCUGGAGGACCAGUGGGUCUCCCCUCAGCCCAAGCACGAGCAGGACCUGCAUGGAGUAUUACUGCCAUGUAUCAGCCCCUCUCAGCAGAGUGGCACAACUCCAUUUGUGCUGGUUUUCCCACCUCUUGGAACUGUUUUGUGUUUUGGGAAACUGUGCUGUAGCCAUUCCAGGUGACUUUGGUAACUCGUUGUAAAAUACUGUCAUUUUUUAUUGUUGUUGGUUGUAUAGAGAAGUGGGUAUACAGUGUUGUACAGCUGGAGGGUUACUUGUACAUAAGGGGGGAAGUGAGGAAAGUUAUGUGUCACCCCCAGCAAAUAUUGAUAUUGUUGGUCAGCCAAAGAUUUCUUAUUCUUUGCUGUUUAAACUUGUGCCUUAAUAUUGUAUAUAAUAAAUGUAUAAACACGUUUAUUUUC
Pezoporus flaviventris is the source of this 5778-nucleotide messenger RNA. RefSeq names its product angiomotin like 1 (gene AMOTL1). Bases 376 to 2928 code for a protein of 850 amino acids. NCBI's taxonomy places the organism in Eukaryota, Metazoa, Chordata, Aves, Psittaciformes, Psittacidae. The record is from RefSeq and is a predicted model, not a curated record. Gene Ontology annotation, biological process: angiogenesis; actin cytoskeleton organization; hippo signaling. The transcript has 13 exons. Gene Ontology annotation, cellular component: bicellular tight junction; plasma membrane; cytoplasmic vesicle.